This is a messenger RNA of Manihot esculenta (cassava), 3541 nucleotides long. RefSeq lists its product as uncharacterized. The coding region runs from base 115 to 3273 and encodes 1052 amino acids. NCBI's taxonomy places the organism in Eukaryota, Viridiplantae, Streptophyta, Magnoliopsida, Malpighiales, Euphorbiaceae. The record is from RefSeq and is a predicted model, not a curated record. The transcript has 8 exons. Gene Ontology annotation, molecular function: DNA binding.
GCUUUGACAUUUCACGCUCAGCAAGAACAAUUACAUGCUUAGAGAGAGAAGACAGUGUCGGAAACCAAGUAUACAUACAGUUUUUGGUCGCCGGAGGUACGUUGGUUUUUGGAAAUGGUUCCCAAGGACUCAUCGGAGGAGCUUCCCGACGGAUGGACUGUGCAAUUUAAUGUUCUAAAGACGGGUCGCAAAAUUAAGUAUUAUACGAACACUGGAAAUGGUAAAAAAUUCUACUCCAAAGAUGACUUCAUAAGCCAUAUUAAAGCACAAAGUACUCGACUUGACCAGCCUCAACCAACUAAGAGUUCAAUUGGAGGGCCCACAAAUAAUAACCUGAUGCAGUUUAUGGAACACACAAAUGAACAUCCUGAAUGGUUACCUCACGGUUGGAUCGUGGAGUUGAGAACCAGACAAAGUGGCUACGCAAGCGGAAAAAUAUACAAGUGUUACGUUGAUAGUUCUACUGGCCACAAAUUCUAUUCCAAGCCAGAGGUGCUUCGAUAUCUGGAAAGUAUGAAGCAGAAGAGUUGCACAUUAGAGCAGCAAGAAACACCCAUGAGUGUUCUCCCUGAAAACAAGGUUCAGUUUGAGAAGUCUUCAGUGGAGGAUUUACCUACAGGGUGGAUCAAGAGUACCAAAAUUACAAGGAAUGCAAAUGGAGUCAGAAAAGACCCGUAUUACACAGAUCCAGUAACUGGACGUGUCUUCCGAUCCAAAAGGGAUGUUCAACGCUAUCUAGAAACUGGAGAAAUUAGUAGACGUGCAGUUUUUCCAAAGAAAGGACCCAUCGAUGAAAAAAUCUUGCCAUCAUUAUCUGAAGCUAAAAGGCAGAAACUAAAGCAUGAUGCUACAGGGCAACAGCUUUAUACAGGUAAGGGGACUUCUGAUGUGGGCAGCACUUCAUCCACUGUAACUACAGUUUGUGUGGUUACUACAGUUGAUGUACCUUCACAAGAGAGUCCGAGGGAUAAUGUGGAGGGUAAUGGUGCUGAAUGCAAGGAAAACUUUAAUGCAAACUGGUUAGCACAAGGAAAUGUUGAAGUUUCUGAGAGAAAUCAAGACAAAAACGUCAGCCCUGCUGGCAGACAUGGACUUUUAUUUCCUGAAUAUGAUAACAAGCAAGAGCAGAACUUGCCUGACAGUGAGACAGGAAGCUACAAACAAAAAACUCAGAAUAGUUUGAGCAACUUCAAUAACCAGAAAAGCCUCCACUUGCAACGUCGAUUUUCGAAGCGACUAGCUGGAAUUGAACCAGAGCUGAUGGGAAUCUCAAGUUCCAUUGUUCAAGCAAUUCCUGAAGCUGGUAAUAAGAAAGAGCAAGAGCAGAACCCUCCUGAGAGUGGGAUAAAAGUGGAUGAAAUUUAUGGAGGAAAAACUUUGAAUAGUUUGAGUGAAUCGAAUAACAAGAAAGGGCUUAACUUGCCUCACCAGUCUUCUAGUUGUCGUGAUGUGAUUGAAACCAAGCCAGGUGUCAACUUAGUGUCUAUUGUGCAAGCUCUUCCAAAAACUAUUAAGGCUCAGAAAGGUGAAGCCAUUAUACAUAUGGAUUUGACUUCAGAUGUUGUGACAGAUAAAAGAUCUGACCAAAUGAAUGCUGAACCCAUAACAGAGCUUCCGCCUUGGGCUACCACAAAUGCUAACAAUCCAUUACUUCAAGAGCUAUCAAACAAGAGCCAAAAAUCUGAUACAACCCAAUCUGUACUUCCAAAGGCCAGAGUUCCCAAUCGAAAUCAGUGUAUUGUUAGUGCUGAUAGUGGACCUAUUUUAACUUCUGAAACUACUGUCCAACAAGAGCAGAACUCUCUUCGGGGUGGGAUGAAACGGAAGGGCCAAGAAAAGACGCACAAUACUUUGAGCAAACCAAGUGAUAAGAAACUAAGAAAAGGGUUGAACGUGCCCUGUCGGUCUUCAAAGCGAAUUGCAGGUCUUGAACCUGAGGUGGAAGCCAACACAGGGUCCAAUGCACAGGCUCUUCAGAAUGCAAAAAGAUCUUAUAAAACUGAAGCCAUCCUAGCCGUGAGUUUGACUUCAGACAAAGCAUCUCGCCAACUUGGUGCUGAAUCUGGAACUGAGUUUCCAAAUCAUGCUUUGACUGAUGUCAAGAACCAAGUGUCUUUUCAGGACACAGCUGUUUCCAGGAACCAAUUGCCAGUGCAGGAAACUGACAAAACCAAUAAUGAAAAUGCAGAACCACAGCUUAUCCCUCCAUUUGGGGAGUUCUGGUCAGAUCCUUGCCUUGAAUUUGCAUUCAAGACUCUUACAGGUGAAAUACCUAUUGAGAUUACUGCUAAAAGUGAAAUGGUUUCAACUCCUGCUGCUGAUAUCAUAGAUCAGAGGAACGCACUCAUGAAAACAAUAGAUAAUAGUAGCAAGGGAAAAACGCAGAUCAACCCAGGAAGACACAAAAAAAGUAAAAGCCUUCUUUUGCCUCAUCAAUCUCCAGAACAAGUUCCAGAGCUUGGAAGUGAACUGACAGGCAGCUCAAUAUCCAAUGCACAUGCUUUUAAAAUGACAGGAAGAACAGCUAGAAAAACAUCCAGUAGAGUUGAACCUGUUCUGGAUUUGGGUUCUCCAGACAAUUUUGUAGCGGGAGCUUCUCAGCAGCUCAAGGCUGGGCCAGAAGUAGCACAUGCACGUUAUUCUACAACUCAAAUUGAGCCUUCAAAUAAGAGGGUAGAGCGCCUUGACGACUGCACUCCAACUGAAAAGCGUUCACAAAAGUUGCAAAUUGAGAAGAAUGGCAACAAGCCAGAGUUACAGCCAAACUUUUCCUUUGGGGAUUAUUGGUCAGACCCGUGCUUUGAAUUUGCAUUCAAGACUCUUACAGGUGCGAUACCAGUAGAUGAUAAUUUGCCAGUUCAGAGUUACUUCCAGCAACAAGUUGACACUUCUCAAAUCCAGAGAGAAGGUUACUUCCAGCAACAAGUUGACACUUCUCAAACCCUGAGGGAAGGUUACUUUCAGCAACCAGUUGACACUUCUCAAACCCUGAGGGAAGGUUACUUUCAGCAACCAGUUGACACUUCUCAGACCCUGAGAGAUGGUAGUUUGGCACUUCCUGAUUGUGGCUUACCCAGCUUUUUUCAAACUGAUAUAUCAGUGCACUUUGAUGCUCCAGAGAAGCAAGCUGCAUCCCAAACACGAGUACCCUUGAAUAAUCCUUCCUUCCUACCUUCUGGAAGUGUGAGCUUACCUAGUUGCAGUAACAUUGGUUCUCAACAACCAACACACUUGAAGGAGAAUAAGGGAAUGCAGGGGAAGGUGAACUCCUAGAGUCGAGGUAACUUUUUUACCAGUUUGGAAGUAUUAAAAUUAUCUGUGAUAAUAUGCAGCCUUUUCCGAUCAAUAACCUUUGUGGUUAUAUUUUAGCUUUUGUAAUCUAAUAUUGAAUACAAUUUGAACUGUUGUAAAAUAGUCUUUCAACUUUGGUAGCUCGUUCAGAUGUAGGGGGAUCACCAUGCAAAAAGUUUUCACUAAUGCGAUAUGUUGUACUUUCUUCCCUUUUCACAUCAAUGAAUAGAAAAUCAAGUUUUUUUUUUUU